This is a messenger RNA of Protobothrops mucrosquamatus (brown spotted pit viper), 789 nucleotides long. RefSeq names its product ester hydrolase C11orf54 homolog. Gene Ontology annotation, molecular function: zinc ion binding; hydrolase activity, acting on ester bonds. The transcript has 5 exons. The record is from RefSeq and is a predicted model, not a curated record. Gene Ontology annotation, cellular component: nucleus. NCBI's taxonomy places the organism in Eukaryota, Metazoa, Chordata, Lepidosauria, Squamata, Viperidae. The coding region runs from base 1 to 657 and encodes 218 amino acids.
AUGAAGCUUCACACGUUUGCCCGCCGUUUCCAUAGCCCAUUUGUCCCAAUUGUUCAAGCUGAAAAGGAAGAAAGGGCAGCAAUCAAUGGAAGUUACUUAGCCAAGAUCAACCCUGAGGAUGGCAGCUGUCUGCUCCAAAAAUACAGCUCCCUAUAUAAUGAUUGUGAAUUUGGGCUGCUGGCUAACCUAUAUGCAAGUGAAGGCCUUCCUGGAAAGGUCAUUGAAGUCCGAGCAAAGAGGAGAAUUGGUGAGCAGAAUUUCAUAUCCUGCAUAAGGAAAGCCUUGGAUAAGCAUUAUGGUGACAAAACAGUUGGGAUGGGAGGUACUUUCAUUAUCCAGAAAGGAAACGCAAAACUUCAUAUUAUGCCCUCUGAAUUUUCUGCCUGCCCUCUGGAAACGGACGAGAAAGUGAACAAUUGGCUGAAGUUUUUUGAAAUGAAAGCUCCACUCAUUUGCCAGCCUGUAAUCGUUUCCCAAGAUCCAGGUUUUGACCUGCGUGUGGAGCACACCCACUGUUUCAGCCACCACGGCGAAGGAGGCCACUACCAUAUGGACACAACGCCAGAGACUGUAGAAUAUCUGGGGUAUUUUGUGCUUGCUGAGUUCCUCUUUCGGAUCGACAGACCAAAGGAGACUCAUAUGGUGGGCCGGGAUUAAAGUCUAACCCGCCCAAGAAGCUGGAAUUAAUUAAGGAGCAGAAAAUCAAGAGAUGACUAAAUCUGCUUUUCAGUGAGGUCAACUAAUGUCGAAUCACAACCUGAAUUAUUUGUUUGGCACUUAAAAAUAAAA